This is a messenger RNA of Crotalus tigris (Tiger rattlesnake), 1832 nucleotides long. Its product is annotated as 40-kDa huntingtin-associated protein-like. Bases 50 to 1105 code for a protein of 351 amino acids. The transcript has a single exon. Lineage: Eukaryota; Metazoa; Chordata; Lepidosauria; Squamata; Viperidae. Gene Ontology annotation, biological process: vesicle cytoskeletal trafficking. Gene Ontology annotation, molecular function: protein binding. Gene Ontology annotation, cellular component: early endosome. The record is from RefSeq and is a predicted model, not a curated record.
CAACGCGGUGGCGUCACUUCCGGCGCAGUCGUCCGAGAGGGAAGGCGCCAUGCUUUCGGUGCCGGGCAGCGGGGCCGGCUCGUCUUCGGGCUUCGGCCCGGGCGAGGCGGCUUCGGGCGGCGGCAGCGACUUCCUGACGCGCUACCGGCUGGUGUCGUCCAAGCUGCGCAAGCGCUUCCUGCGCAAGCCGAACGUGUCGGAGGCGUCGGAGCAGUUCGCGGCGCUGGCGCGGGAGCUGCGCGCCCAGGAGAGCCUGCCCUACGCGGCCUGGUGCCAGCUGGCGGUGGCGCGCUGCGCCCAGAGCCUGGGCCACCCGGCGGGCGAGGCGGCGGCGCUGGCCGAGGCGGCGCGGCUCUGGCUGCGCCACGAGCGCGAGCUCCGCCUGCGGCAGGGCGCCGGGCUGGGCCUCUGCGAGCACCUGCCGGCCGCCCACGGCUGCGUGGCCUUCGCCGCCCGCCUCCACGUCGACCUGGGUCAGCCGGCGCUGGCGGCCGGCUUGUGGCUGGAGCUGGGCAACGAGCUGCGCUCCGCCGGCGAGCCGGGCCAAGCCGUGCCGGCCUUCCUGCGCGCCGCCGACCUGCUGGCCGCGGCCCACCUGCCCCUGGAGGCGCUGCACGGCCUGCGCGACGUGGCCUCCUGCCUGCUGCUCGGCCGCGACUACGACGGCGCCCUGGCGGUGCUCACGCAGGCCCAGCAGCUGGCCCAGGCAGGAGGAGGAGGAGGAGGAGGAGGAGGAGGAAGCGGCGCCCCGUCCAACGCUUCUUCCGCCUCGCUGCCCGGCGCUUUCCUGGACCACCUGCUCGGCUGCGAGGUCAGCCGCGUGCUGCUCCUGCUCCUGUUGCAGCCGCCGCCGUCCAAGCUGCUGCCCGAGCACGCUCAGAUCCUGGAGAAGUACUCUUGGGAGGCCCUGGACGCCGCCUCGGGCUACGUUCCGCCCGAGCUUUUCUUGCUCCUCCAGUCGGCCGUGAUGGCCUGCCAGGAGAAGGACUUGGACUCGCUGAAGGUUUUGCAGAAGGAGCUGUGGCCGCUGCUCACGGCGGAGCAGAACAACCUGCUGCACUUGGUGGUGCAGGAGAUGAUCAGCCCCUCCGGUCAGGGGUUCUGACUGUUGGGGCUCCUGGGGGUGGUUUUUUUUCUCUCAAGGCUCCAUCCAGGGAGAGGUCUUGUGGGAAUUGUUGAAGAACUUGGGCCAAACGUCCCACAAGAGGUCUGCAUAGUCGGUGGGAAGGAGGUGAAAUUUACAACGUUGUUCACAGGAAGAAAUGAGGACACUUACGGACCCAUUAUGUUGGAUUGCUGCCAUUUCUAAACAUUCUUUGCCUCUGCCAGGAGUUGUGUUCUGACGUCCCUGCUUCUUUCUACCUUGUCAUUGUCUGAACUUAAAUUAUGAGCUUGAGAGAACUGCACAUGUUGGCCCGUAUUUUAUUUUGCGGCUUUUUAGAAUUCUUCCUUCAUCCACAGGCCCCGAGUGAAAAUUAUAUGACAUUCGCAAUGUUGGCUUGAAAACUGAUCAGCACGUUUCUCUUGUUUUGAGAUGACGGAAAGCUUUAUACCAUUUUGAUAUAUUGUGUCCUUCUCAGCGCUGUGCUUCUGAUGGAAGCUACAUUAAAAUCGACAUGGGUGACGUGAACAACAGUUUGGGAGAGUGGAAGGAGUUUCAAAAUAUUUCUGUAUUUGAACCCACAUGUAAGCUGUGUUCUCAGGGUUCUGUACUGGAUUCAUUUCUGCCUUGAAAUAAUCUGAAUGUUUACCUUGCCCGAGUCUUAGCUUGUUGUGUAAUUUAAUUUGGAUCUGACAUGAGUUCUUUGAAAAUAAACUGGUUUCUUAAUAGG